AGGGGAGAGAUAUUCCAUCCCUGAGGGACUUUCCCCUGAGCUCCUUCCUCCAGAGAGAGGUUGUUUUCCAGCCACCAGCUCCCUCCCUCGUGCCCCCCAUGUGUCAGUGGAGUAAUGCUGAGGUUUCUGAGGGCACCUGCAUGGUCCCAGCUCUCACGAGGGGAAAGCGAACAUGAUCUGCGGUUUCCUGCUGACUCUAUAAAUCCUCCAGUACUGAGGCACGAGCACUGUCACUUUCCCCAGAUGGUGACGAUGCUGAUUCUGAUCCUGCUGCCCGUGGCCUUUCUCCUGCCCCCCGGUGCUGGGGCUGGUGAGAUCAUCGGGGGCCGGGAAGCCAAGCCCCACUCCAGACCCUACAUGGCCUAUCUGGAAAUACAACGCAAAGGGGACACCUAUAUCUGCGGAGGGUUCCUGGUGGCAAAGAACUUCGUGCUGACGGCCGCUCACUGCAAUGGAGACGAAAUCACUGUCCAGCUGGGAGCCCAUAACAUUAGUGAACAGGAACGGAGCCAACAAAAAUUCUCCGUGCGCCACCGGAUCCCCCACCGGCAGUACAACGAGACAACCCUGAACAAUGACAUCAUGCUGCUGCAGCUGGCGAAGAGAGCGAAGCUGAACAGAUGGGUGGAUACCAUCGCCCUGCCCCGCGCCAGCAAGAGAGUAAAGCCAGGGACCGUGUGCAGUGUCGCCGGCUGGGGCGGCACUAGCACAGAGAGUGAAUCAUCCCCCGCCACUCUCCAGGAGGUGGACGUGGUGGUGAUGCCGGAUGCCGCAUGUCCGAGGAAGCCUAAUGGGCCAUACAGCGACUAUAAAUCGUCCACCAUGAUGUGUGUGGGGGAUCCAAAGACGGGCAAAGACUCUUGGACGGGCGAUUCUGGAGGCCCCCUGGUGUGCGGGAAAACAGCGCAGGGCGUCGUCUCCUGGGGGCCACCCACCCCUCCUGGGGUGUACACUAAAGUCUCCACCUUCAUCCCCUGGAUACGGGCGACGAUGAGGAGGCUGCAGCCCUGAGCCAAGCCGGGAAUAGCUGCAGGGCCCGGAGCUGCGUCAUUUCUGUUCUUUGCUGAUGCCCAGAUGUAGGGCCUGCUUUGCAAAUUGGCUGAGCCCCCCUCUCCCCAGGAUAGCCCCCCCUCCAUUGCUCCACUCAGGCAGUGCCCAGCCCAUGAGCAUCAAGGCACUGGGCCUCGGGGAGUUAGGAACCAGGUUCAAGACCAGCUCCUAUCCACUCUCUUGGCAAUCCCAAAACAGAGCCUUAGGCUGCCUCUUUGCUAGGGAAACAGCUGUUUCCCCCCCCCCCCCGGGGGUAACGGACACAAGCCAAACCCUGGGGCAGACCCGGCGGUUGUAGCUCUCCCCCAUGUCAGCUGGUCGAUGACCAUUUAUUGAGGGAUCUUCAUUGUUAUCUAACCUGCUAAAGCCUGUGAAAACUGCAGCCUGCCCUGUCCUCACUGGGCCUAUCCCCUGGGUUAGUUCAUCGGGCUGCCACCGCCCGUUCCAAACACACCUGUUCCCAGCGCUGGUGAGGCCAGUGGGAAGGGAACGCAGAGAAGGCUGCACUGAACUGAUUGCAGAUCAAUCCCCGGCGCUGAUUCCUCCUUCCCACCUUUCCUGCCCCACCCUGCCGCGCGGCCUGCUGCCUUUCGCUCACUGCUCCAUUGCCAGCAAUGAAUAAAAAUGA
This is a messenger RNA of Emys orbicularis (European pond turtle), 1678 nucleotides long. RefSeq names its product mast cell protease 1A-like. NCBI's taxonomy places the organism in Eukaryota, Metazoa, Chordata, Testudines, Emydidae. Gene Ontology annotation, molecular function: serine-type endopeptidase activity. Bases 115 to 1011 code for a protein of 298 amino acids. The transcript is spliced from 5 exons. Gene Ontology annotation, biological process: proteolysis. The record is from RefSeq and is a predicted model, not a curated record. Gene Ontology annotation, cellular component: cytoplasm; intracellular membrane-bounded organelle.